Zophobas morio is the source of this 399-nucleotide messenger RNA. RefSeq names its product medium-chain acyl-CoA ligase ACSF2, mitochondrial-like. The record is from RefSeq and is a predicted model, not a curated record. Gene Ontology annotation, biological process: fatty acid metabolic process. Lineage: Eukaryota; Metazoa; Arthropoda; Insecta; Coleoptera; Tenebrionidae. Gene Ontology annotation, molecular function: medium-chain fatty acid-CoA ligase activity. The transcript has 3 exons. The coding region runs from base 1 to 399 and encodes 132 amino acids.
AUGUUUGGUUACUGGAACGACGAAGAAAAAACAAAUGAUAUAUUAGGACAAGACGGUUCGCUUAGAACUGGAGAUCAGUUCACUCUUGAAGAAGAUGGAAGUGGACAAGUGGUCGGAAGACUAAAGGAUCUGAUUAUACGAGAAGGAGAAAAUAUGUUUCCAAAAGAAAUCGAAGAAUUUUUGACCACACCUGCGAACAUUGUGGAAGUGUGUGUGGUAGGUACAAAACACAAAAGGCUAGGGGAAGAAGUUUGUGCGUGUGCGAGAAUUAAACCACAAUCAAAUUUAAUCCUUGAAGACAUCGUAACUUUCUGUAAAGGAAAGUUGGCGUACUUCAAAAUUCCCACGAGGAUGGAAAUUUUCGACAGUUUUCCUCGAACAGCUGGAGGGAAAAUUUAG